AUGAUAUUGUCCAUUCGUUGCCUUCCCGCCACCGCCACCGCCCAAUGCGCAAUCAUUCAACUAAAGCAUGUGGCCUCUGCAGCUGGUCAUGUAUCGAAAUGGGAUGGUCUCAAGAGGAGUUGCUACGCCUAUGCUGAUGAAUUUAUUGUCGCCACUGACGAUAAGUAUGGCAACAAACAAGUUAUCAGCGUUACUCCGCGGCUUUACGACUACUUGCUUUCGAACGUUAGAGAGCCAGAGAUUCUACGCCAACUUAGAGAGGAGACUGCGGCCAUGCGAGGUAGUCAAAUGCAGGUAUCUCCUGAUCAAGCACAACUACUAGCAAUGCUUAUCCAGAUUCUUGGGGCUGAAAGGUGCAUUGAAGUUGGUGUUUAUACUGUAUGUGCCUUUUAA
Messenger RNA from Ilex paraguariensis (yerba mate), 393 nucleotides. The record is from the annotation of a GenBank genome assembly. Lineage: Eukaryota; Viridiplantae; Streptophyta; Magnoliopsida; Aquifoliales; Aquifoliaceae.